AUGAUAUGGAUUGAAUCCCACUCCUACUACUACCAGGAAUCUAGUAAGACUUCCUGCAAAUCAUUCAUUAUACAGAGUGGAUGGUGCCUAUCAGUAAUUGCUGUCAAAAUAAUGGUAUCUCUCUCUCUCUCCCCCAUACAGACUAUGUCCUAGAGAAGGCCAUGCAUAAGAUUGUCCUGAAGCCCCUGAAAGGUGUGGUGGGGGUGGCCCUCCAGGAGUUCCAGGUCCGCAGCGGGGCGUGGCAGGAGCUUAAGGAGAACCUCUCAUUGGCCAAGGUCCGGCAGCCACAGGAAAUGGGCGUGACCGACGCACUCCCUCCGGAUCCAGUUGCCAUAGAGAAGAUCCGGCACAAGUUUUACACCAUGUGUAAACUCUACUCCCCUGAGAAGAAGGUGACCAUGCUGCUGCACGUGUGUAAACUCAUCUAUACCAUCAUGGAGGACAACUCAGGUACAUAGUGUACACACACAUGCAUAAACAACCAAUUACAUAUGUAUAGACACACAUACAUGCACACGCACGUGCACGUGCACGUGCACACACACAAACACAUCGACUCUCUCUCGCUCUAAUUUUAAUGCGGUAUGUGUCUCAGGACGUCUGUACGGGGCAGAUGACUUCCUGCCCAUGCUUACCUAUGUGUUGGCCCAGUGUGACAUGCCUCAACUAGACAACGAGAUCCUCUACAUGAUGGAGCUGCUGGACCCCUCUCUGCUCCAUGGAGAAGGUACAGCACACAUCUAUCUGCUUUACGUGUAUUGUCCUUCCUAAUCUUUCCUUUCUUCUUCCAUUUUAUUGUAGAUCGUAAUGUUCAAAUAAACUCAACUAAAUGUUGAGUGUCAAUCAUUGACUGCUGUUGUAGCAGUGUCAGGCUGCAGAGAUGUUUGACCCUCCUCUCUCCUGUCUUGUUCCAGGUGGGUACUACCUGACCAGUGCAUACGGAGCCAUGUCCCUCAUCAGGAACUUCCAAGAGGAGCAAGCAGCUCGUGUACUCAGUUCUGAAACACGCAACACACUCCACCAGUGGCACUGUCGCCGCACCACCCAACGCACUGCUCCCUCCGUAGAUGACUUCCAGGUAACACACACUCACACUGAAUUCUUAACUCUUAGUCCCUUUGACUAAAUACAUCUAAACAACCUUAUCUUUUUCAUUUUCCUCAGAACUACCUGCGAGUGGCGCUCCAAGAGCUGGACAGCGGCUGCACGGCCAAAACCCUGCAGGUGCAGCCCUACGCCACCACCGAGGAAGUCUGCCAGAUCUGCGCCUACAAAUUCAAAGUUCUCGACCCUGAGAAUUACGCUCUGUUCCUGCUCACUGAGGGCUCGAGCCAGCAGCUAGCCCCUGACACACACCCCCAGAAGAUCAAAGCUGAGCUCCACAGUCGACCCCAGGCCGCACCUUUUCACUUCGUCUUCCGUCGCAUGGCUAACCUCAAUGACCUGACCGUGACCUCUCUUGACCCCCAGUCCAACCUCAAUGACGUCACCCUUACCACGGACUCUGAGCCCAAUCUUAAUGAUUUAGCCUUAACCCCUUCGGACCCCCAGCCCAACUUCAACCUGGGUCUCAGUCCCAGUCUCAGCCUCAGUCUACCCCCCAACCAGCACAAUGGCAACUCCAUAUCUAUCUGAGACUGCAGGGCUGGGGGGGUUGAAACACCCAUCUGGACAUUCUUUCUGUAACCCAACAAAACUGAUCUGAGCUGUGUUUAAAUGGAUUUAACUAGGCUGAACUGGGCCUAACGGGGUUAAGCUGCGCCAUGCUAAGCUUAGCCAAAACAAACUUCCCCUUUUGGUGAAUAUUCUGUCUAGCAGGGCAUCCUCAAAGUGGAAAGCUUUGUCUAAAUACAGGAGGAAAGGCGAGGAAGAGGGAAGGAAAUGUGACAGAUGGGUUUAUUUUGCAGCUCUAUAUGUGAACCUUUGGGACAUGGCACGCAAGGAGCACACGUGAGGGCAAACACCACUCACAGAAAGGAUGGAUAAAGGCUUUGAAAUAGUCUUGUUACAGACACAGACAGACCUUCUAUACGGUCAUACUCCGAAAGUGUCUGAAAGUGCAGAUUCAGGGUCAGUUUUUGGUUUGUAACUCCUAGUGGUGAAGCAAAUGAUAAGUUGAAGGAAAGCUGAAUGAUAAGUUGAAGGAAAGCUGAUCUCAGAUCUGUGGAUAGGGGUAACUUUUGUCUGGAAUGGUUCCAUCUAGUGAUGUACUCGUUCUGGCCAUUCACUUUUUCUUCAGACCGAAAAUGUUUAUCUUCAGACAGAAAAGAGCCUUUAUAGCAAAUAUACAGCAAUUACUUUAUCUGGGUGAUAGCCUACUUCUAUUAUGAACUACUUGUUGCAGUUGCUGGUAAAUUGUAUGAUGUGUUUUUAUGUAAUAUUGUUUUAUCAUUACAUGUGCUUUUCUUUGUUAAAGUAAAAUGUUAGAAGUAGGCAUGUCUGCCAGUGAUUAAAUAAUGAACGUCCUUAAUGUUAUUAUGAUUAUCCAGGAGAUAUUAUACUGUACUUCCCUCAUAGCUAAUCCUUAGUUAAUAGAGGUCAUCACUGCCAUAAUGGUUGAUGUGUGAUAUAUGAUUGACUGGCUUGGUCUACAGCACCAGCGUCAAAUCUCAGACAAGGUCAUGAAAUAUUGUACUACUGACAAAUACUAAAAGUAGGCCUAAGUUGCCUUAUGAAAUUUGGUGUGUCGAUUCUCAAGCUGGUCUGAGAUAAUGCACACACGCACACACACACAC
This is a messenger RNA of Coregonus sp. 'balchen', 2735 nucleotides long. NCBI's taxonomy places the organism in Eukaryota, Metazoa, Chordata, Actinopteri, Salmoniformes, Salmonidae. The record is from the annotation of a GenBank genome assembly.